AUGGCUGAUUCUUUCGACACUCCAACCACGCGCAAGCCUCUCCACGAGAGCAAUGGCGGCGUCUCGCUCACCUCGCUCGCCAUCGAAGACACGUGAGCACUCUCCCUUUGGUCCAUCUGUUCCUUGCUGAUUUUUCUCCAGUUCCACUCCAGCCCACGAGAGCACCGGUCGCCCAGUGUGGACUGGCCCGAAGCCAGACUCGUCUUUGACCGACGAGUCCUUCACCAACCGCCAGGGCCGCGACUCGCCGGCUGCUAAGCAGUUGUCCGGUAGCGCCGCAGCCUUCCAGCCAGGCGUCGACAAGCCCACCCCAAUCUCGAUGCUCAACCGGGACAGCACCGCCGACGAUGGCCGUCCAACGAUCGUGAAGUCUUCUGCAGCCGCCCUCGAAUCCAGUGGCAAGAAGUCUCCCACCGGUGCCAUUGGCAGCGGCUCGCGUCAAUCCAGCCCUAAGACCCGAGACACCUUCACGACCGACACCGGUCCAGGUGUUCCCUUCAAGGGAGCUCACUACCUCAAGCUCGACCAGAUCCCGGUGGCUUCCUUCGAUCGUGUCUUCAAGAUCUUCACCGACGAGGUAAGAUGCCAGCAAGCCCUUGUUGUCAGCUCUAUUCACUGACAACUUCUGCAGUACAACUGGAAGUCUAAGAUGAUCAGCCACUUCGCUCCAGAGGUAGGCCAAGGCCAGUCUUCCAAGUUCAUCAGCAUCUAUAUCUGCUUCGAUGAUGUUGCCGAUGCCGCUCAAGCGAUCUCCGACAUCGAGGUCGUCCCGGGAGCUCAGGACUGGGUCCCGUCCUACAUCACCCAGACUGAGUACGCCGCCAAGCUCCCAUUCGACUCUGGCAUCCAGACGUCCUUCUUUGACGGCCAGGUUGUCUUCGCCGCAGGCUUUCAAGGCAUCCUGACGGCGGUCGAUGCCUCGUACCUCCCAGGCAAAGUUCGCGCAUUUGCAGAAGAUUUCGGCGAGAUUCUGGCGUUCGAUGUCAACGCCGGCAGUGACGCUGUGGAUUUCCGUAUCGAGUUCACAAAGAUCUCCGUUGCUCGCAGCGCACUUGGCUUGGUCACUACAGCCCAGCCAUUCGAGAUUGAGGUAAAGCUUGACGUUCUAUCACGUGACAUCUUCAGUCAGCUGACUUUUCUGCAGGAGUGGUCCGUCGUGGCUCGCCCAGUCCAAGGCUACCCAUCGGCAUUCACCAAGCCUCCCAGCACUCCCAAGAAGACCUUCAACGGCGGCCGUGAGAUCUUCUGCAGUCCCACCGGUCGGACCUCGUGGUCGUAUGGCGAGAACGGCGAGUUCGUCAUUGAGCAGCCCAUGAAGACCAUCCCGAAGGUCGGUGGUAGUGCCACGGACCGUGCUGGCUUCACCCCAGCACCACGCGAGCGCUGGCACUCUGCUCCGACUCCACAGACUCCUGUCGCCUUCGACGGCGUCCAGUACGGCCCUCGCAGCGGUUCGUGGGCUGGAGAGGUGGCUGUGUACCGCGACACUGAGCCGCAGUGUGUGAGCACGGAGCGCAUCGCCAACGGACAAGAUGUUCGCACCACCAUCAUGCUCCGCAACGUGCCAAACCGCUGGACCGCUGCCGACCUGAAGAGAAUUCUCGACACGUGCAGCGCCGGUCAGUACGACUUCUCGUACCUUCGCAUCGACUUUGAGUACAACACCAACGUCGGCUACGCCUUCGUCAACUUCACCGACCCGGCCAACGUGAUCCCUUUCGUCGACACCUACGUCGGUAAGGAAUGGGUCCCAGGCUCCUUCCCACGCAAGAUCGCCGCCGUCUCGUAUGCCACCGUCCAGGGCUACGACUGCCUCGUCGAGAAGUUCCGCAACUCUGCCAUCAUGGACGAGUAUCCGGGCUUCCGUCCCAAGCUCUGGUACACCAAGGAGAAUGCUCCAGACCCAUCCAAGAUUGGCGAAGAGAAGGCCUUCCCGCCUCCCAACAACUAUUCCAAGAAGCAGCGCUCGCACGACAAUGCUGGCGCCAUCGGCCUGUGGGCUCCUCGUACCGGUCAUCGUCGCGAAGGCAUCCGUCGCUCUCAAUACGACCGUGGCACUACCCGUCAGAUCCAGGAGGACGCAGCGUACUAUCAGACGGGUUACGGCGGCCAAUACAUCGUCGGCAACGGCCAUGGGCCAGUCGGCGCUCCGCCAGUGCAAUUCACCAUGCCGUACUACGGUGGCUACACGAGCUUUGGGCCCCAAGUCCAGUACGACUUCAACGGCCCGUAUGCCACUCCCUACUUCCACCCAGCAGGCUACCCACCACCCGGCACGCUUGUGAACCCAGCUUCGGGCCUUCGCACGAUCUCCAAGGGACGUCUUGCUGGUCGCCCAAAGAACGUCACCGUCGACCCAUCCUACUACGGUGGACCAGUCCAGUCUCCCAACGUGCCUCGUAGCUUCAACGGUGAGGACAGCCAGUACAACGGAUCCUACUCCAACGAUGCUCGCAACUACCAGCAUGGCGCUGGCCACCAGUACAGUCCGCAGUAUUAG
Molecule: messenger RNA, 2500 nt
Organism: Lecanosticta acicola
Lineage: Eukaryota; Fungi; Ascomycota; Dothideomycetes; Mycosphaerellales; Mycosphaerellaceae
Source: the annotation of a GenBank genome assembly